Molecule: messenger RNA, 2364 nt
Organism: Betta splendens (Siamese fighting fish)
Lineage: Eukaryota; Metazoa; Chordata; Actinopteri; Anabantiformes; Osphronemidae
Product: nuclear factor 7, brain-like
Exons: 1
Coding region: 662-2071 (469 amino acids)
Molecular function (GO): protein binding; zinc ion binding
Source: RefSeq, a predicted model, not a curated record
UGGAUCGUCGUAUUUUAAACCACGAGGCAAAGACAAUUUACUUGUGUGUAAAAUUAUCAUUAGCACUGCUGUAUUUCACAUUUUCACUGUUGAUAACAUGAAUUUACGAGGCAAGUCUGCAUCAACAUUGAUGCAUCAUCUACACUAUUCCUCCUAAAGAAGCUGUGACAGCUGCACAGAUGUGAUGGUUCCACUGCAGCUCAUGGACGAUCUGAAGUAACUGAACCUGUCCAAUAAGUGUAAUUUAAACAAGUUUUUUCAGAACUGUGGUUCUUGUGCAGUAAAAUAAAAUACAAACCUUCUAAAUCACAGAAGUGUAUUCACUCAAACAUAGAAUGUACUGGUGCAGCUGGAAGUGAGUGGACGAAAACAGGAAACAAUGGCAUGUUUUGUUUUUCACAGUGCGUGACGGCUGUGUUUGUGUGUUUUUGCAGUAGAACCAAAGCAAAUUGUUCAAAUACAAACGUACAGUAAAAGGUACAACAGACGCUUUCUGGGAAUAUGACGUCCUCCACACGGAUGUGUCAUGGUGGUAAUACAGAGGUCAAACUCCACCCUUACGCAUAAAUAGGAAGGACUGAGACCAUCUCUUUCACUGGAAGUGGAGAAGCUCAGGAGAGACACCACUGUUUCCUGUACCUGCUGCAUUUUUAGUCUCAUCAUGGCUUCUAGUGCAGAGGAUGAUCUCUUCUGUCCCAUCUGUCAUGACAUCUACAAAGCUCCUGUUCUUCUGUCCUGUGGCCACAGCUUCUGCAGAGACUGUCUGAAGAGAUGGUGGAGGGAGAAAAUAACCCAGGAGUGUCCAGUCUGUAAGAGGAGAUCUUCCAAGAAGGAGCCGUCUGUCAGUCUGGUGAUAAAGAACCUGUGUGAGGCCUUUCUGCAGGACAGAGCUCAGAGAUCUUCAGAGACUCUCUGCAGUCUGCACGCAGACAGCCUCAGGCUGUUCCAUCAGGACCAUCAGCAGCCAGUGUGUGUCGUCUGCAGAGAUUCAGAAAGACACACCAACCACAGAUUCAGACCCAUUGAUGAAGCUACACGACAACAGAAGAAGGAACUUCAGAAAACCCUGGAGUUUUUAAAAGACAGGUUAAAGGUUCUUGAACAAGCUGAAAAGGAGUGUGACCAAACUGUUGAAGACAUUAAGGUCCAGACCCGACACACAGAGACACAGAUUAAGGAGCAGUUUAAGAAGCUUCACCGCUUUCUAGAAGAGGAAGAGGAGGCCAGGAUGGCUGCACUGAGGGAGGAAGAGGAGCAGAAGACUCAGAGGAUGAAGGACAAGAUGGAGGCUCUGAGCAGAGACAUAGCAGCUCUGUCAGACACAGUCAGAGCCACAGAGGAGGAGCUGAGAGCUGAAGACGUCUCCUUCCUGCUCAACUACAAGGCUGCAGUGGAAAGAGUCCAGCAGCGCCCCCUGCUGGAGGAUCCACAGCUGCCCUCAGGAGCUCUGAUAGACCAGGCCAAACAUCUGGGCAACCUGAGCUUCAACAUCUGGAACAGGAUGAAGGACGUGGUCUUCUACACUCCUGUGGUUCUGGAUCCAAACACUGCUCAUCCAGAACUGAUCCUGUCUGAAGAUCUGACCAGUGUGAGACGAGGAGACAAACAGCCGCUUCCUGAGAAUCCAGAGAGGUUUGAUAAAUACUGGUCUGUUCUGGGCUCUGAGGGUUUUAACUCAGGGACUCACAGCUGGGUUGUUGAUGUUCGUGAAAAUACAAGAUGGGGACUGGGUGUGUUAGCAGAAUCUGUCCGAAAGAAAGGAUUCAUUUCAUCUGGACUAUGGAGAAUAGGUUUCUAUGGAGGUAAAUACUCUGCAUGUUCACCACCAGCUUUACCAGUGGUUCUGAAAAUCCAGAAGAGGUUCCAUAGGAUCAGAGUGGAUCUGGACUGCAAUAAGGGAAAACUGUCGUUCUCUGAUCCCGACACUAACACACGCAUACACACCUUUAGACACACUUUCACCGGGAAGCUGUUACCAUACGUCAACACUUUGGACAACGUCCCUGUGAAGAUUUUACCAGUGACGGUGUCUGCCACCGUUGAGCAGAGCAGUAAGAGCAAGAGAGGGUAAUUAUAAUGCAGCCGAAGCUGCUGAGCUCGUAAUAAUCAUAUAGGUUUUAUUCUCUAUAUGAAGAAGAGUUUAAUUGAAUUAAAUUAAAUGUCCCUGCUUUUUCAUCUUUAUUUCUUCAGGAUGUUGAACUGUUGAUCCUUUCAUGUAUUACACUUACUCUUUUGAGCUUUUAAAUGACCAUGUUAUGAGCUUUAUCAAUGGCUGCAUGCAACACCGAACGCUGCUUGCUGUAAAAUGUAUGUCUAUGUGACAACAUAUGUAAACAUGAAGUAUAUUAUAUUGUGAUUAAUGAA